AACAUAAACAUUGGUGGAGGUUCUGCGGAUGACAGAAAAUAUACAUGACACUAGAAGAAACGUACCAUAUGUUGGUUGAGCUUUAGUGACAGUUCUUCUUCUUCUUCUUAUAUUACACUACAUGUUAGUCAUAUCUUAGACAUGGAUGGAAGGAUUUCAAUAAAACAUGGUAGAAAUAUUAACUGCUAUAGGGCAAUGAGGCACUGCAAGUUUAAUUCUGAUUGAUUAAGGAAAACAAGAUUUAUGGCCCUUGGUAAAGAUGAUGUAAAAUGUUGACCUAGAGAAAGAAAUAAAAUAGGAGAAGAGAAGAUGGAACAGGGUGCUAAGAAAACAUUGUUUGAGCCUGCUGAGGAACAGCAUGAAUUACUGAACAAGCAUGGCUACCUGGACAUGUGUGCCAGAAUUCCAAAGAGAUACAUUGUUGGCAUAAUGGCCUUUUUUGGCUUCUGUAACAUAUAUGCACUGAGAGUGAACCUGAGUGUUGCUAUUGUCGCCAUGACAUCCAAUCAUACACGGAAUCUAGGUGGCAACAAGACACUGACAGUUCUGCCUGACUUUUCCUGGGACCAGCAUACAAAAGGGAUCAUCCUUGGAUCUUUCUUCUAUGGUUACAUAUUUACGCAAAUACCAGGUGGUUUUUUGGCUACUAAAAUUGGAGGGAAACUUUUGUUUGGUGGUGGGAUAUUUCUGACAGCUAUUCUUACUUUACUAACACCAUUGUGUGCAAGGUGGAGCAUUUAUUUAUUGGUUGCUAUCAGAGUAUUUGAAGGACUCUUUGAGGGUGUAACGUAUCCCUCAAUUCAUGCAAUAUGGUCAAAGUGGGCUCCGCCUCUGGAGAAGACUACACUUGCAACACUAGCAUUUUCAGGGUCUUAUGUUGGUACAGUUAUAUCUCUUCCACUAUCAGCAGCCCUGGCAGAGAGCGGUGGAGGCUGGCCCUCUAUUUUCUAUGUUUUUGGUUCUGUAGCUGUGAUCUGGGUUUUGCUGUGGUGUUUUCUGGUAUCUGAGAGUCCAGCCAAACACCCAAGUAUAAGCAAUAAGGAAUUGGAAUAUAUACAGGGAAAUAUAGGCUAUACUGAUGAACAAACACAGGAUUUGAAACCACCAUGGUUAAGAAUGUUAACAUCUCUGCCAGUAUGGGCGAUCGUUGCGGCUCAUUUCUCUGAGAACUGGGGUUUCUAUACAUGGCUUACAGAACUACCAACAUUUAUGAAUGAUGUCCUCCAUUUUAAUAUGUACCAGGCUGGUUUCCUGGCUGCUGUUCCAUAUUUGUUCAUGGCUAUUGUUGUACAGGGAUGUGGACAUCUAGCUGAUUAUUUACGCAGCAAAGUUCAAGUCUCGACUGAAGCUGUACGCAAAAUAUUUACAUGUGGAGCAUUUAUCAUACAAGUUGUGUUCAUGAUUGGGGCAGGAUACACCAUGACACGUACAGCAUGUAUGGUUUGUCUAACUAUAGCAGUGGGUAUAGGUGGAUUUGCUUGGGGAGGAUUCAGUGUCAACCAUCUAGAUAUAGCACCACAGUAUGCAAGCAUAUUGAUGGGGAUUUCCAACACAUUUGCUACCCUACCUGGUAUUAUCAGUCCUGGGCUUACAUCUGCAAUAGUCACUACAAAGGGAGAUGCUGGUCAGUGGCAGAUUGUUUUUUAUAUAGCUGCUGGUAUUUAUUUAUUUGGUGCAAUAACAUAUGGAGUCCUUGCCUCUGGGAAAAGACAGAAAUGGGCAGAGGUUCCCACGGGGUAUAUACCACACACAGAUGGAACAGACCUUGAUAACUAAAGAACCGGAAACACUUCAGUCAUAUAGGAUGUAUGAUGAAAAUAUUUUGAUGUUGGGAGAAGUAGGGUGGCACCUGGAGUUACUGUGGUGGAUCUGUCUCUGGGAGAAGUGGGGUGGCAUCUGGAGUUACUCUGGUGGAUCUGUCUCUCGGACUUUGUAUUGUUCAUAUCUCAAAAAGUAUUAGUAUUUAACACAGAGUCAUCAAGCCUUAUAGGAUUGUUAUUCAGCUAGUUGUGCACCUGGUAUUUUAUUAGGAUUUCACUCAGCCAGACCAGAGUUAUGGCCCUUUACUUAGUCAAAAAUAUGCUUUAAAAUAUGUUAAAGUUUGUGUCUCAUGAAUCUUGAAACAUAUUUGACAAAGGUUCAUGAAACAUAAUAGGAAUACUUUUCAGCAUGUGAAGUUGUGCAUCUGCAGUUUUGUUUAGGAUUUGUUUUGGUCAAAUGGGAGUAAUGGCCCAUGAUUUAGUCAAAAGUAUUUAUAAAUGGAAUACAAGUUUGUAUCACAUGUAUCUCAAAAGUAUUUGACUAAGAGUGUUAUUAAGCAUGUGCAGUUGUUCACCUGGUGUUCUGUAAGCCAGACCAGAGUUAUAGUCAGUGACAUAGUGAAAAAUACACAUUGUGUUGCAUAUAUCUUAUAUAUAGCUAUUUGACCUAUAGUCAUGAAACUGUGUAGGAAUAUUUACAUUGUAAAUUUCUGCACCUGAGUUUUGGUUUUGGACUUCACUCUGUUAUAGCCCUUGACUUAGUCAAAAAUAUGCAUUAGGGGCAUAAACAUUUGUGUCCCAUGUAUGUCAAAAACAAUUUGACCUAUUUGAGUCAUAAAACAUUAGAAGGUUAUUGUAUAUCAUUUGAAGUUGUGCACCUGGUGUUCUGUUUGCGAUUUCUCUCAGCCAGACCAGAGUUGUCCUUGGCUUUGUGAAAAAUACACAGAAAGUGCAUAAAUGUUUGUGUUGCAUUUAAAAUAAUAUUUCGCUUAGAGUCACUAAACCAUUUCCAGUAACAGGAAGAUGGGGGUGGCAGUGUCCAGUGGACACGCAACUAUUUGUUUAUCUAUUUGUUAGUCCAUGGCUUAUCCUUUUUAUCACCACUUCCAUUUCUAAUUUCUAUCUUAACAUUUUUUGUUGAAAGUUGAUCUGCAGACCUGUCUCUAGGGAAUUAGUGUGGAAACCAGUCUUAUGAUUAACAAGCAGUUAGAUGCAGGAGUGCCAAGACUGGUCCCAGGUGAUUUGUCAGUAUCAUGAAAACCAUACUGAUAAAAGUGUAUACAGUCAAACAGUCAAACUACAUGUACUGUUGAAUAGGCUGUAUAAGUUUUAAUGCCUUUAUACACAUUAUUCUUUUCAGUUAAAUAUACGCAACUCUUUUGGAAAUAAAGCAAAACAUGUUUGUGCAUACUUGUGUAAUUAUGUCUCCCACAUGUGGUGGGGGAGAAAUAUUGACUUAGUGCUCUGUCUGUAUUUUAUAAAAAGUUUGUCCAUGCAACUCCUCAGACACCCCCAGGCAGAUUUACACCAAACUUCAUAUAGGUGAACAAUGCAAAUCCUAUUAGUGCAUAUUGUCAGCAUGUUCUGGUGUUUGGUGAUUUUCAGUGGAGUUAUGGCCCCUGAUUCAUCAAAUUUUAUGAAGUUUGGGGACUUUUCUUGGCAGAUUUCCACCAAACUUCCCAGGAGUGAUAAGUGCAAAGCCUAAUUAAGGAUAUCUCCGAUAUGGUAAUGUUCAAAAGUUUUUUUCUUGUUCAUUGAUGUUAAGUAGAGUAAUGGCCCUUUACUUGUCAAACCAUCUGAUGUUUCAGCUAUUUCUCUUACGUAGGCUUUGCAGUAUUCCUACUUUUUUCUACUUUUUUAAAGUGCUAUUAUUUCCUACUUUUCUACAAAACCUUCUAUAACUCCUACUUUUUCAUAUCAGAAGUAGUAAAAAUGCAUUUUUUACCCCCAGAAUGAAAUUUUUUUUUAGGGACACCCCUCCCACACCUACCCCAAACGAAUGUGAAUUAACACCUUGCUGUACUUUUGUCAAUGUUCAAAAAGGUAUAUACUGUGGUUUAUGAAAGUAGUUUGGAUUCAGUAGGUGUGUCUUUAAUGCAUUUAAUUGUGUACACUGAAAUGUUGUUGAUUCCAGUGCAAAAGCACUUUUUUGUCCCAAAAGCUCUUUUUGUCAAAGUUUGUAACUUACAUAAACUCCUACUUUUUCAUCAAAUUUCCUAAUUUUUUCCUACUUUUCUCCUACUUUUAUGCCACAUUUAUUCCUAUUUUUCUCUACUUUUUCAUAAUGGCUGGCUGGAAAGCCUGCUUACACCAUUGGGCAGAUUUCCUUCUAACACUGCAGUUAUCAUUGCCAUGCCUUGUUAUGCAUUGUUCCAGUUCAGAGAUUUUCAGUGGAGUUAUGGCCCUUGAUACGUCUUAUUUUACAGUGUUUACACUAGCUGCUGUAUAGCAUUGGACUGAAUUUCACCAAACCUCAGGAGUGAUUAGUAGAAGUGUGGUUGUGCAUAUCAUGGGCAUGCUCCGUGAUUUGUCAAAUCCUAUGACGUCUUUGCUACCUCUUGUAUACCACUGCUUUGAACUUCACCAAACUUCACAGGUCUGAUCAGUGCCAAUCCUAGUUGUGUAUGUCAUUGGAAUGUUAUAGUUCAGUGAUUUUCACUGGAGUUACAGCCCUUAAUUUCUGGCUUUUAACCAUUUCUGUGUGUUAAGUGGAGGGAGACAUACAUUUUUUUGUGAAAAACAAUCUCAUUUUUAAAUCCCUUGAGCACAAAGUGUUCAAGGUGAGCUAUUGUGAUCACCCUGUGUCAGUUGUCUGUCUUUAGGCAUUGUGACUGUAAACACUGAAGAGGUCACAGUUUUGGCCAAAUCUUACUGACACUUGGUCAGAAUGUUGCUCCGAGUACAAUUUCAGACAGUUUGUUAUGGGUCGUUUGGGUCAAAAACCAGGUCACUAGGUCAGUUUAUAAGAAAACCUUGUUAACACUCCAGAGGCCACUUUUUCUACCUGAUCUUCAUAAAACUUAGUCAGAAUGUUUGUCUCUGUGAAAUCUAGUCCAAGUUUGAAACUCGGUUACCUGAGGUCAUAUCAUAGAUAAACCUUUAUAACACUGUAGAUGCCAAAAUUUAUGUUUGAUUAUCAAAAAUCUUUGUCGGAUUGUUUGUUCCCAUGUGAUAUAGGAUAAGUUUAAAACUGUUUGGAUAUUUGUCUUUAUGAAAUCUAAGUCAAGUUCAAAAAUGGUUUACCGGAGGCCAAAACCUAGGUCAACAGAUUAAAUCAUAGAUUUAGCUUGUUAACCCUAUAAAUAAGAGUCCACUUUUUUCAUUUGAUUGUAAAAAAAUUGUCAGAAAAUCUCAAUCAAGUUAGAGACUGGGUAGCCUUACAUUUUAAAAGAGGUCGAACCAUAGAAAAACCUCAUAAGCACUCUAGAGGCCACAUGUUCUACAUGAUCAUCAUAAAACUUUGUUAGAAUGUUUUUCCCUAUAAAAUUUAGGUAAGGUUCAAACUUGCUUAUCUGAGGUCUUACAUUAGGUCACUAGGUCAGAUAAUAGAAAAAAAACUUGUUUACACUCUAGAGGUGAUCAUGUUAAAACUUUGUCAGAAUGUUUGUUCUUAUGAAAUCUAUGUCACAUUGAAAAGUGGGAUGUCUGAUGUUAAAAACUAGGUCACUAUGCCAACUCGUACAGAAAGCUUAACUCCCUAGGGGCCAGAAUUGUUUCUUGACCAUUAAAACCUUGAUCAGAAUAUUUGUCUCUGUGAAGUCUAGGACAAGCUGAAAAGUGGAAUGCCUGAGGUUAAAAACUAGGUCACUAGAUUAAAUCCUACAAAAACCUUGUUACACUUGAUCAUCAUAAAAGUUUGUUAGAAUGUUUGCCUCUAGGAAAUCUAGGUCAAGUUUGAAACUGUAUUAUCUGUAUCAGAACUAGGUCUGUAGGUCAAGUCAUAGUUAACACUCAAAAGGCCACAAUUUCUACCUGAUCUUCAUGACACUUGAUCAGAAUAUUUGUCAGUUUAAAAUUUAGGAUAAAUUUAAAGCUUGGUCACUUGGGUAAAACUAGGUCACUGUGUACAAACUUGGUUAAUGAUCUGCCAGAUAUACCUGAAACAUGGACACAAUAUUUGUUUCUAUGAAAUCGACUUUUAAAUGUUCAUUCCAGAAGCCUAUACCAAGAUCGGUCAUAUUAUUCCAUUUUGACAAAAACAUGGCCAUCAGAGGGGGUACUCACUUUUUUAUACAUGUAUACAGUAUUUCCUAAAUGUAUAUAGUGGAUACUUUAUAAACUCUUCAUCAGAAAUCAUUGGCCCAAUUUCAAAAUAAUUUUACUGACAUUUUCCAUGUAUGACGCUCUACAUUUGUUCAAGCAAUUUGCCAUACUCAGAUGAGCAAUCUAGGGCCAUCAUGACUCUCCUGUUUUAAUAAAGUUUGAGGAUUUUCAUAUGAAACAAAGUAUCUGACAUGAACACUUAAUUCAAACAUGUUUCUGCAAAGGACUCUCAAUUUUUACUUUGUUUAUUAUCACCCCAAAAUGUGAUCAGAACCUUACAUGUAUUUGUUUUUGAAGAUAUUUGCAUAUAUCAAAUGUUUAGUUUUCAAAUGGUAAGUUUUAUUUACUUACAAUUGUUACACUUUUACUCUGAUGUUUGUAUUUAUUUAUUAUUUUUUUUUUUUUUUGUUGGAUUUAACGUCGCACCGACACAUGAUAGGUCAUAUGGCGACUUUCCAGCUUUGAUGGUGGAGGAAGACCCCAGGUGCCCCUCCGUGCAUUAUUUCAUCACGAGCGGGUACCUGGGUAGAACCACCGACCUUCCGUAAGCCAGCUGGAUGGCUUCCUCACAUGAAGAAUUCAACGCCCCGAGUGAGGCUCGAACCCACAUCGAUGAGGGGCAAGUGAUUUGAAGUCAGCGACCUUAACCACUCGGCCACGGAGGCCCCCUGUUUGUAUUUAAGUUCUAUAUUACCAGUAUUGUGCUAUAUACAUGUUGCUCUUGAAUGAAUUAAGUUGUUAUUAUCGCCUGAGCACAAAGUGCUCAUGGUGAGUUUUUUUGAAUUUUGGAUGUCUGUUGUCCAUCAGUUGUCCACAAUUACUUUCAAAGUACAUCUCAAAGUACAUCUAAACCACUAUGCCAAUUUAACCAAACUUCACCGGAACAUACCUUCGAUAGAACUCUUUCAAAGUCUGGUUGCCAUCGCAAUGAAAUAGAAAACUUCAAAAUAUUCCUUUCAGAAACUGCAGGCCCAAUUUUGGAAUUCUUUUGGCAACCUCUACCAAAUUCCUUUAAAUCAUUCAAUUUCAUUAACAAUAUGGCUGCCAAGGGACAGGGCUAGUUUUCCCUAUGUGGCCAUGUCGAAAAUUCUAUGAAACUGCUGGCCAGAUUUUGAAAUUUCACAGUAAAAAUAUUCCUAAAAUGACCCUCUACCAAUUUUCUGCAAAUAAUUCCUUUUUCUUACAAACCAUGGUGACCAGGAAGUAGGGCUAGUUUUCCUAUAUGGCUUUAGGGAAAACUUUGAAAAUCUUUUUUCUCUGGAACAGCUGGCUGAUUUUGAAAUAAUUGCACAGAAGUGUUCGUUUGGCGACUCUACCAAAUUCCUACAAAUUGUUCUGUUUGGUUUAGAAAUAUGGCAGUCAGAGGGCAGGGCUAGUUUUCCUGAAAUGACUAUUAUGGAAAACUUUGAAAAUCUCUGAAACUGCAGGCCAGAUUUCAUAUUUAUUUUGUGGAAACUUCUAAAAUCUUGUAAGAAAAGCAGGCCUUAUUUCAAAAUAAUUUCACAGAUAUCUUUCUCUGUAUGUGUAUAACAUUUCUUUAAGUCAUCCAUAACAUAUGCCAGCCAGCCAGUGCUUAUAAACAAUUUAAAGGUGGUCAGAUAAAAUGUCCGAUUGAAAAUGAAGAAUAUGUGUCAAAACAUUUGCUUUUUAACCGUUUAUUUUUAUAUUGUAACUGUGUAAAAAGUGUCGUGAUGUAACUCUUGUCAAAAAGCGUCAUUGUAAAGAAGUAAUUGAUGGGGGAAGAUGACAUUAGUAUAGCAGCAUUGUCAGUCCAGAUUUGUUCGCACAAAUUCAAGGGACCCAUGGAAAAUUGGUUUGAGUUACUGUUAGUUUAAGCCAAACAAAGGUUACACUGUUUUCAGUUGUAAUGACCUUUAUGUACUGAAUACUGUAAUAAGUGUUUUAAUUUAAACACUAGAACAGUAUUUACUUAAGAUGUGUAAUGGUUGUGUUUUUAAAAUAGCAUGUGCUCGUCUGAAUAUAGAUUGUGUUAAAUAUAGAGGAAUGAAGGAAAUAUUUUGAUGUGGUAAUGUACAUAUCUGAAACUGGAGGUAAACUGUCGCAAUUUCAUGCAUGCAAAGUCCUAUAAUUAACAGGUUUUACUCAGUUCAUAGAGAUUUCGUAAUUUCAUCCUGUAAAUCCUGAACACAACAAUACAUAAACAAUAUUUCAAAAAAACAUUGCAGUGACCAAAUGAUACCUAAUUAUGAACAGUGUUUAUCUGUCUUUCAAUUGCCAAUUUCAAGACGAGAUAAAAUAUGAACUGCUGGAAAGAGUGAAAAAACUGAGGAUUUACUCACACCUUUUGCUGUUCGAGCAAGUAGGUGUGAUCUGCACUAUUGUGAAACUGUCCGCAUCAAAUGUUUGAGAGUUCCUACCAUCCAUGUUUGAGAAGUCAGUGGUAGAACAAUAUGCAUUAUGGAUUUUGCCAGUACAGCCCAACAAGGUGCAAAAAUUGAGUUAAAAUGUACAAAGUUGGACUGCAGUUUAUGUUUAACACUUCUAUUGUUUUGAAAUGAAAAGUGUAUAACUGGACUAUCAACUUUCAUUUUAUUAUGAUGUUGUAGUGUAAGUUGUACAGUCCAACAUUGUUUGCUAGAACUUGGAUCACUCAAGCACCUCCCUUUGCUUGAACUCUACAUUCUAACCCGGCAAAAUCUCUACAAUACAUAUUGUUCUACGUUGGAUCAUUUGAACACUAAUGGCUUGAACUCUCAAACCACACAGCGCUUAAGCUUGUAUUAUAGUGAAGAGAACAUGUUUUCACUGGAACAACAAAAGAUGUUAGUCAAAUCUCGAUUAUUGACAGAUAGCUAGCUCAUGUUCUUGUUACAUAAUUAAGGGAAAGUUAUAAUAACAAGAAUUAAGUUGAUAUUCGUGCAACUUGCUGUUUGAUGAUUUUACAACUUAACAAUAAUUAUUUAUCUAAAUAUAAAACACAAGCAGAAGGCAAUUGAAAACAUGACUGUUUGACCUUCAGAUAAGUAUAAUAUGUUAACACAUGAUUUCAGAUAUGCACAAGGCCAGAACACUAUGUUUUUAGACUGGUGUAUGCUACUUUAAAAACUUACAUGACACGAAAAUAUUGCUCUAUUACUAGUGUCUUUUGAAUUAGAAGACUAUGAUAAAAUUAGAAAUUAUGACAAACAUACUUAACGGUAAUAGAUGUACAUGUUUCUGUAAGUUUGACUGUAAGCUCUGCUGGUUCAAACUAUUGAUGGCUCAGCAAAGUUUGAAAGGCCCUGUGUGUUCAAGCAAACAAAGUUGGACUGUAUAUGAAGUAUAUUUUCAUCUUCAGUAUUUAAAUUUGUUAAUUGUUUACUGUUUCAUAUUGUAGAAGUUAUUUUACUAUAUACUUUGUUAUUGUUUAUUUACAUUUGAAUAUGUAAAAUAUUUCAUUCUAGUCAUUUUUCAUACCAUAUUAAAACCAUAUUUUAUGUUAGUGAUAAAUUUUUUUUUUUGCUUAUUUUAUGAUCUUUUUGCUCACAAAAGAUCUCUUGUGUUGUUUAAAGUGAUAAAAAAGACUUGCUAUUUACUGUUUUGAAAAUUUUGUAAUACUUUACAUUAUAACAGCAUAUUUAUGUGUCCUUUACUUUUUAAAAAGUAGUGAAACCUAUGUGGCAAUCGAUAUGGUAACAAACAUGAAAUUGCUCUUUUGUGUUCAAAACUAACUUUGUUAUACGUUUGGUUU
Mercenaria mercenaria is the source of this 9714-nucleotide messenger RNA. Its product is annotated as sialin-like. Gene Ontology annotation, molecular function: transmembrane transporter activity. The record is from RefSeq and is a predicted model, not a curated record. The transcript is spliced from 14 exons. NCBI's taxonomy places the organism in Eukaryota, Metazoa, Mollusca, Bivalvia, Venerida, Veneridae. The coding region runs from base 310 to 1776 and encodes 488 amino acids. Gene Ontology annotation, biological process: transmembrane transport; monoatomic anion transport. Gene Ontology annotation, cellular component: plasma membrane.